GCUCUUCUACUCUACUUUUCUCUAGUCUUUCUUUUCUUUCAGCAGCACAACACCUCUUUCUCUGUAGCACUAAUUGUAUCCCCUCUACUCAUGGCUACCCGCAUCCAGUUCGAGAACAACAGCGACAUCGGCGUCUUCGCCAAACUCACAAACAGCUACUGCCUGGCUGCAAUCCAAGGCAGCACAAACUUCUACUCCGCCUUCGAAGCAGAACUCGGAGAUGUCGUCCCCAUCGUGCACACCUCCAUCGGUGGUACUCGCAUCGUCGGACGCAUGACUGCCGGCAACCGGCACGGUCUCCUCGUACCAUCCUCGACGACCGACCAGGAGCUCCAACAUCUCCGCAACUCCAUCCCGGACGCUGUUGCCAUCCAGCGUGUCGAGGAGCGUCUCUCCGCGCUCGGCAACGUUAUCGCCUGCAAUGACUACGUCGCUCUCGUCCACCCGGACGUCGACCGCGAGACGGAAGAGAUCAUCGCUGACGUCCUCAAGGUCGAGGUCUUCCGUCAGACCAUCGCCGACAAUGUCCUUGUCGGCUCCUACUGUGCCAUCACCAACCAGGGCGGCCUGGUCCACCCCAAGACCAGUGUGCAGGACCAGGAUGAACUGAGUAGCUUGCUCCAGAUCCCCUUGGUGGCGGGAACUGUAAACCGUGGUUCAGACGUGAUUGGAGCAGGCCUGGUCGUCAACGAUUGGUGUGCGUUCACUGGUCUAGAGACGACCGCCACCGAAAUCAGCGUGAUUGAGGCGACAUUCAAGCUCCAGGGCCAAGAGUCGUCAGCAGUUAUCGGCGAGAUGAGAGACUCGCUGAUCGACAACUGGGCGUAAGCCCCUGCCUGCAUGCGCUCUGUGCAUACAAGCAUCCUCACCGGUUUUGUCUUUGCUCUGUCGCUUUCGCUUUAUUGCGAAUAAUCAUCUGUCGUGUUGGUCAGAAGUCAAAAUUUUUAUUGUAUCCAUAUGUUGGAAUAGAAUAGCAAUGGACAAUAUACCCGCACGUUUCUACGUCAACUUCACGCUUCUAUCUCUAAAUGACGAGGGAAAGCCCAAGAGCAAGAGAAGUUCAAACUAUGGGAAUACCCCAGAAUUCUUGAUAAUGCCUUGCCAGCUCUUGAGGACAUAAGACCCAAACAGUGCGGUCUCGCCAAAUGCCUUCUCCAAGGCCGAGCUGUUCUCUAGCAAUGAAUCUAGGAAAGAAUACGUCGUACUUGGAGAAUUCAACUGAUGGAGCUCCGCAGCGAGGUAGAUGGCAGAGGCAGAGGCGCGCUGCGUAUACCACUCGAGCUCUCUUGCCUCCCUUUGUGCGAACCAACACGCGUCAUUACCAACCUCGGCCGCAUGCUUGAGCACAGGGACUGGGUCAACAGGUAGAAUAUUCGAUGAGGUCGCAAGUAGUGCAAAAGCCUGGGGUAAAUGCUGCAGCACGGGCUCGUUCUGCUCGAGCCGGGUGCGCAGGAGGGUGCGCAUGUCAUGAGCCGGCGCGGCCUUCAUCGUCUGGCGCGCGUCUGCCAGCCACGCGUGGAUGAGUUUCCGGCUGGCAUCGUCUCCGCUGCCAAAGAGGGCGGUCACGGCGGUGUCGGAGAGGGGCCGUUCAUGGGGCUCCGGGAGGGAGAGGACGGAGCGGGCGAGGGCGGUGCGCGUGAAGCCGUUUGUUCUGACGAGCGGGAGGGCGAGCUGAAGCAGCCUUGUAGGAGAGGAGGAGGCCAU
This is a messenger RNA of Coniophora puteana RWD-64-598 SS2, 1704 nucleotides long. Its product is annotated as translation initiation factor 6. Gene Ontology annotation, cellular component: nucleolus; cytosol; preribosome, large subunit precursor. The record is from RefSeq and is a predicted model, not a curated record. The coding region runs from base 91 to 828 and encodes 245 amino acids. Gene Ontology annotation, molecular function: ribosomal large subunit binding. The transcript has 9 exons. Gene Ontology annotation, biological process: assembly of large subunit precursor of preribosome; maturation of 5.8S rRNA; cytosolic ribosome assembly. Lineage: Eukaryota; Fungi; Basidiomycota; Agaricomycetes; Boletales; Coniophoraceae.